AUGAGCAACGGCGUAGGGUCCAGUUUACACUACACCAAUCCAGAAAUAACUCCCGAUCCACAGAAUCCAGUUUAUAAUGGACAAGUGAAUUUGAAGUAUGGAAUUGGUCCGUUACCAGAAGGACUACAGAAUAAAAAAAUAUUCUUUUUCGAUAUUGAUAACUGUCUCUACGAGAGAUCGACCAAGAUUCAUGAUAUGAUGCAAGUCAAAAUCCACGAAUACUUCAAGGCCAAUCUCAAGUUGAGCGACGAAGACGCCCACAAAUUACACAUCAGCUAUUAUACCACGUAUGGAUUGGCAUUAGAAGGGUUGGUGAGAAAUCACCAGGUGGACGCUUUGGAAUACAAUUCUCAAGUUGAUGACUCACUCGAUCUCAAAUCGGUUUUAAGCUACAACCCAAAAUUACGCCAAACUUUAUUAGAUAUCAAACAGAAUCAAGACUACGACUUAUUCUGGUUGAUAACCAAUGCCUAUAAGACCCACGCAUUGAGAGUGGUUUCCUUUUUAGGACUCGGAGACUUAUUUGACGGGUUGACUUAUUGCGAUUAUGCUCAAUCUCCCAUUAUAUGUAAACCAAUGGAUCAAUUUUUUUUCAAUACUUUAAAGAAUGUUAACAUUGAUUAUGACGAUAAGCAAGUCAUGCGGAGACAAUCCUUUGUUGACGAUAGUGAAAUCAACGUUAAAGCUGCUCAUAGAUUGGGGUUUGGCUUGGUGAUUCAUUAUAUUGAAAUUGAUUCCGAUUACGAGAAAAUCAAAUCAAAAUCAGACUUUAAAGAAUAUUAUGGCGACGGUGACAACUCAGACAAAUCCAAAAUCCAAAUCAUCAGAUCCAUCAUAGAGCUAAACAAGAUUUAA
Molecule: messenger RNA, 855 nt
Organism: Hyphopichia burtonii NRRL Y-1933
Lineage: Eukaryota; Fungi; Ascomycota; Pichiomycetes; Serinales; Debaryomycetaceae
Product: nucleotidase
Exons: 1
Coding region: 1-855 (284 amino acids)
Biological process (GO): nucleotide catabolic process; pyrimidine nucleobase metabolic process
Molecular function (GO): nucleotidase activity
Source: RefSeq, a predicted model, not a curated record